CGCAGCUAGCAGCUAGCCGCCAGUCUCCUUUUUUUAACCAUCCACAGCACCGACACGGGGCGGACGGCGUGAUGGAAAUUGACUCGCUUCAAGAGGCGCUCAGAGAUUUUGACAAAAAAGCAAAAAAGGAGCCAUGUCCUCUCCUGGAACAGUUUCUAUGCCACAUUGCCAAGACUGGGGAGACCAUGGUCCAGUGGUCUCAGUUUAAGAACUACUUUCUGUUCAAAUUGGAGAAAGUGAUGGACGACUUCAGAGCCUCGGCGCCCGAGCAGAGAGGCCCCGCCAACCCCAACGUGGAGUCGGUCCCCUUUGAAGACAUGAAGGAGAGAAUCCUCAAAAUUGUGAAAGGAUAUAAUGGAAUCCCAUUUACGAUCCAACGCCUGUGUGAGCUGCUAACGGAACCCAAGAGGAACUACACAGGAACAGACAAGUUUCUUCGAGGGGUGGAGAAGAACGUCAUGGUGGUGAGCUGCGUCCAUCCAACCUCAGAGAAAAACGGCUGCAGUGCUGUCAACAGAAUGAAUGGAGUGAUGCUUCCUGGGAACACAUCUGCCUUUACAGAGAGAAAAGUGAACGGUCCAGGAACUCCGCGGCCGCUCAAUAGACCGAAGAUAUCUGUGGCCAGCUCGCUAGCAGCCAACGGACUGCCAGACAGCACAGACAACAAAGACCUCAGCACAGAGCAGGAAGGAGACAAAGACUCCAGCGAGGUCUUGGUGUCGGGAGACUCCCCGGGGAGCUCGGUGAAGAACAAGCACUCAGACGAAGAGGAGGACAUGGAGGCCGAGCAGCAGGAGGUGAAGAGACUAAAGUUCAGCGAGGAGGAAGAGGACGAAGAGGAGGAGGACGAGGAGGAGGAGCAGGAGGCGGACUCGCCGAGGCCUUCACACGCCACCAGCCCCUCGAAAGAAGCAGAGGCCAUGGUCCAAGAGGAGGAUGAGGACGACGAGGAGGGGGAGAAGGUGGAACCGAGCAAAGACAGUGAAGCUUCCAGCAGCGCGGCUGCCACUGAAGACCAAGAACCCACGAGCAGCACCCCGGCGGAGGCGUGCGACGCCUCGACUCCGGAGGCAGAGGCGGAGCCAGCAGAGAGGGAGGUGCCGUGCGGCUCGGAGGACGAGGGCAGCGACAUGGACCAGACGGAGCAGCAGGCCCCCGCCGGCGUCCUGGAGAGCCCCGAGACCAGCAGGGACAGCGAGGAGAGCGGCGGCGACCCGGUGAGCAGCAGCAGCAGCAGCGGCGGCGGCGGCGGUGGCGGCGGCGGCUGCAGCACAGAGGAGAGCCGGGAAGACGUCGCUCUGGCUCCCUCCAGCAGUACGAGCGAGGCUCCCGCAGAGGGCGCCACAGGAAGUGCCAUGUCGAACACUGGGACCAGCGAGGAGCCCAUGGAGCAGGACUAGAGCGCCGGGCCCCGCCCACCACCACCAAUCCUCAGAACACGAACACCUCGUCCCGCACUCGGACACUCCUCCUCCUCAAAAUGAAUUUCUCUCUUCUUUUCAACUGGAAUAUUUUAUUGAUCUUAUCUCUUCUGGUUUUAAGUUGGGGUUCGCCGCCUGUCUCUGACUGGGUUGAACUCUGCGGUGGUCCGGUCCGGUCUGAUCCGGUCCGGUGACCUUUAUCCACCUCCAGGUGUCAGAACAGAGCCACACCCAACCGAUUAUUAUUAUUAUUUUUUUAAUUUAAGAAAAGUUCAAGUCUGAGCUAAAAUCCACGAGUUUUGUUCCUGAAGGCUUUUAUAUAAACUGAACACACGACCAACGUCACUUCGGCACACGCGUUCUCUCCAGACUCCAUGUUUUCUCCACCGAGUCUCGUUCUCCUCGCACACUACCAGUCCCGCCGGGCGUCCGGCGAAACCCGUACCAACCAACAUAAUUUAUACAAUCCUUUCAAUCCACCCAGUUCUUCUGUUUUUGUUUUGAUUUUUUUUUUUUUUUUUUUUUUUUUUUUUGUUUGUUUGUUCGGAGUACGUUUGGUUUCGUUGUAGUUUCCGGAAAACCAGCUGUAAGUACAAAGACGACUUCCGCUUUCUUUGUAUCGUGAUGUCGCCCCGUCGUCGUCCCAGCGAGCGCCGCCGCCGGAGCGGCUCCAGUUCCACACCCGACUUUUCUGCAGCUGUAACUUUUUGAUAUUUAGAAUUUUAAAUUUCUGUAAAGUAGAUUUUUUGUAGAUUGUAAUACAGUAUGUGUUCACUGCCUUUGUGAAACCAUAUAUAAUUGUAUAAUUUCUGUGUAUACUCUGGAUGCCUUUGCUUUCAAUGCGGUAUUCAGAAACAGCAAUAAAUGUUAACAUUUUUAUGC
Messenger RNA from Salarias fasciatus (jewelled blenny), 2303 nucleotides. It is a transcript of the gene ppp4r2b, whose product is annotated as protein phosphatase 4, regulatory subunit 2b. The record is from RefSeq and is a predicted model, not a curated record. Gene Ontology annotation, molecular function: protein phosphatase regulator activity. Gene Ontology annotation, cellular component: nucleus; cytoplasm; protein phosphatase 4 complex. NCBI's taxonomy places the organism in Eukaryota, Metazoa, Chordata, Actinopteri, Blenniiformes, Blenniidae. Bases 72 to 1400 code for a protein of 442 amino acids. The transcript is spliced from 9 exons.